UUGAUCGUGUCCUCAAGUGCAACAGACUGCACAUGAAACAGCUAUACAGAGUGCCCUUUGAUCGCAACUCAGACAGAGUCAAAGAGCAAAGAUUCCAGUAUGUACAGAGGGUUUUUCAACUGGAUGCAAUGGAAAGACCCCAUGAAUACAUCUACAUGGAUGAAGCUGGGUUUAAUCUCACCAAAAGGAGAAGGAGAGGCCGUAAUGUGAUUGGCCAUCGGGCCAUUGUUGGUGUUCCUGGGCAGCGUGGUGGCAAUGUCACAUUAUGUGCUGCCAUCAGCAAUCAUGGGGUUGUCCACCAUCAUGCCAGCCUGGGGCCCUACAACACUCACCAGCUCCUCAUUUUCCUCAAUCACAUGCGAGAUGCUCUGUUAGGGCAGCAGGAUGAGCAUCCCAUCUAUGUUGUUGUUUGGGACAAUGUGAGUUUUCACAGAGCCCUCCAGGUUAGAGAGUGGUUCAAUAUGAACCAAGGUUUUAUCAAUCUUUGCCUUCCACCGUACUCCCCUUUCCUAAACCCCAUUGAGGAAUUCUUCUCCUCAUGGCAGUGGAAGGUAUAUGAACGCCAACCUUACACCAGGGUAAAUCUCCUGCAAGCCAUGGGACUUGCCUGUGGUGACAUAGGUGUGGAGGCAUGCCAAGCCUGGAUACGGCAUGUCAGGGUUUUUUUCCCCCCCGUUGCCUGGCCAGACAAAAUGUGGCCUGUGAUGUGGAUGAAGUCCUGUGGCCUGACCCAGUACAGAGACAUGAUGCUGUGGCUGAGUAAUGCACUUAUUUGUAUAUUUUUGUACUUUUAUUUUUACAUGGGCUUACUGUACACAAGUGGCAAACGCAUAAGAUUUGUUUGUUUUUACAAGUGCUACGUGUAAAUGCACAAGAUUUCUGUUUUGUCUUUUUGUACAAGUGCUAAAUGCACAGGUUUUUUUUGUUUUGCAACAUGCAUUUAGCCUACAGUGAACAAUAAACAUUUAUUUCUCCAGCUUCA
Molecule: messenger RNA, 982 nt
Organism: Sander lucioperca (pikeperch)
Lineage: Eukaryota; Metazoa; Chordata; Actinopteri; Perciformes; Percidae
Exons: 2
Coding region: 33-866 (277 amino acids)
Molecular function (GO): nucleic acid binding
Source: RefSeq, a predicted model, not a curated record